AUGCCGUCGUGGAGAGAGGAGUAUCUAGGAGGUCUAAGACAAAGGGAUAAGCAUGAAAAAGCCAACGAGGCUCUGUACACUAAUGCAAGAAUAGCGGACAAAACUGCAGCUCUCCAAGCUCAAUUAGCUGCAAAGCCAGAGCCCGUGCCACAACCCUCAUCUACACCCAAACUGGGAGACCGCAAAGCUUCCCAAAAUGCCAAAAUUCCCUCAGCGAGCCCUACUCAACCAGAUGUACUCGCUAAACUUCGACAGGAUCUCUCUGAAGCGCAGCGGAGUCGUGGCCUGCUAGAGAGCAAGCUCCAGUCCACAAGUGAUGAGUUUCAGAAGCUCGUAAUCCAGUCUAGCCUUGACACAAAACGCAUUGCUGAGUUGAAAAGGGAGAGUGAUGCUCUUACAAGAAGUGUCAAGGAUAGGCGCGAGGAGAUUAAAGGCAAAGCAAAAUUGCUGGAAGAUGUUCAUGACGAGACGGUCAGUUUGACUUUACAGCUUAAUCUGGCUGAUCAGCGAGCUUCGAGAUUGGAGAAGGAAAAUAAAGAAUUGGUGGAACGGUGGAUGAGAAGAAUGGGCGAGGAAGCGGAUAAGAUGAACGAAAACUCGAAGUUUUCGUGA
Molecule: messenger RNA, 612 nt
Organism: Bacidia gigantensis
Lineage: Eukaryota; Fungi; Ascomycota; Lecanoromycetes; Lecanorales; Ramalinaceae
Exons: 2
Coding region: 1-612 (203 amino acids)
Source: RefSeq, a predicted model, not a curated record